Molecule: messenger RNA, 1665 nt
Organism: Stegodyphus dumicola
Lineage: Eukaryota; Metazoa; Arthropoda; Arachnida; Araneae; Eresidae
Source: RefSeq, a predicted model, not a curated record
UUCACGUCUCCUGCUUCAAAAUAACCUAGUGAGUCUAUACAAUUAUUUAAAUGUUAAAAGAAAUAGCGAUAUAUUGCAGUAAGAUACAAUUUCACUUUCGAAUAGAUCAAAUAAAAAUAAUUUAGUGCUCAUAAUGAAUGAAAUAUCAUAAUCGACGUUGCAAAUCCCUUUGAAAAGUAUUUGGAACUGACUUAUACAAGUAUACAUAUAUCGGAGAAUUUUACCUCUGUUACAACUAAUGUGGAGGAGUCUGACCAAUAGCUAUUUUUAUGUAAAAAGAAAUACUUCAAUCUCACAAAAUUUGAACCAGCAAGCUGCUAAUCUGUAAAUAAUUUUUUGUACACGCUGAAAAUAAACGUGACUAAGCGUAGCUAUAUUAAAACACUCUUAAAAUAUGUAUACUAAGCAUUGACAUUUUUAUAUGUAAUAUUCAAACUGCUUACAUUAACUAUAAUCGCAAUAAAUGAAUUUUCCGUUUUAGGUAUAAAGAAAUGUUGAUUGAGAAAAUAGUUUCUUCAUUAUACAUAUUUUAUUUAUUUAAUACCAGUUUCACACAUGCAGACUCUAUGCAGAGAAAAGAAAAAGAGAUUUUUUCGCGCCGUAGUCCAUUGGCACUGCAAGGAAAACAAUCUUUUUUAAAAUCUGAAAUCUGGAGACGCUUAUUAAAUAAUCCAGAUUCUGCAAAUAUAUCUAGACGAGAUUCACAUUAUUCAGAGAGAUUUGAUUCCUUCAACAAAAAAGUAUACAAGCGUUCCAAGAAAAAGAAUAAAACACUUUUGAAAGUGCAGACAAAAAUUCGCAAACGACCUUUCAUCGCUCACAGAAAUGCUUCGAAGAUUUUAAAAGCAGCGGCCAACAAAAAAAAGCACAUUGUAGGUAGAGAAAAGAAAAUAAGCACCUCAACCAUGACUCAAGAUGGUGAAGAAACUACAUCUAUGAUUACAGAAGAAAUAUUCAGCUCCACAGUUCAUGGUGAAAUAACGUCGGAAACUACUCAGCAAAAUCAAGAUGAUGCUGACAUUUCAGACAGCAAAUCUGACAAAGAGAGUAUGUUUUUAGAGGACAGAUCAUUCGAGGAUGGAGACGAAAAAGAUGAUAUUUUCAUAGAAUCUGGAUCUUCUUGCGAUCGCGAGAACCAACAGACGUGCUGGUUUGAAAGACAAGUUGGUGACAUACUUACAUUGGAAACAAACAUCAUAGGAUCCAACGGUCCUAACUCAUCUUUUAUCAUCCGUUGGUCGAAGCUGUACCACAAGAGGAACAGAAAGAGACCACUUUCCAUAGAAAUAACUCAUGAUUUCGUCGGCGAUGGUUUUGUUUGUAGUAAGGCUUCAGGAAGCAACCACUACAGGCACAAAAGAAUACGACGUGAUUCUGGAGGGAUAAGCAAUGACUUCGGAAUACAGUCAGGAUUGUUUUACGCCAGUGCUGCUCCAAUCAGUGCAGUUUACCAUUCGAGAGGAAGAAACGAAUACGUGAGCGCCUUCCCUGGAAUAUGGUAUUAGGAAGUGGAGGUCGAGAGCUCCGCUUGAAUCCUGUCACGAACACCGAUCUCGACCCCAACGCUCUCAUGGCUACAGUAUACCGCGUCACAAAGAAGAACAGUCAGAAACUGUACCAGCAGGGUAAGGAUUUCACCUUCCGAAUCGACGUACCGGCAAUAGG